AUGCGGUUUCCCCAUAUUCAAAUCGACGCGCCUUACCUGCAGGACAUCUCAUCGCACAAAUUGAGAUUCAAGAUGUGGAACGAGGGUAUGUCGUUUUCGUCACAAAGUUCCAAGUCGCUGGCGGAGUCGACGCUACAAAAGUUCCUUCUGGGGAUAGUGCCCGUCGAGGCGGUGCAAGCUGGAAAAGCACGCUCCCAAUCAAAAGCUCAGUCCGUGAAUAAUCAACUAAAGACCAGAGCACUUUCGGCCGAUGAAGUCAGAAGGCUCCAAAAGAAGGCCAAGUUGAAGCAACAACGCAAAUUGAAGAAACAGCAGGAAGAAGCCAAGAAGGUCAAUAAGUUGGCUAAGCAUCAGAUCAUCAAAUCGCAUAAAGAGAAUAAUGAAUUAACGGUAGAGGAAGAAAAGUACUUGAACAAGAUCGUUAAGCGGAACGCAAAUUCACUUUCACGUCUUUCGGAAAUCGAAGACUACGAACUCAAAUCCGAGCUCGAAUCUCUACAAGAAGAAAUCUUGGCAGCACAACGAAAAUCCAACAAGAAAACAAAGCAAAAACUGAAGAAGGACUUCAAUGAAAAAUUGAAACGUGGAAAAAUAUCGUAUCCUGGUUUGACACCGGGAUUGGCUCCGGUUGGCUUGGACGACGACGACGAAGACAGUGAUUAG
This is a messenger RNA of Meyerozyma guilliermondii ATCC 6260, 663 nucleotides long. RefSeq lists its product as uncharacterized. The coding region runs from base 1 to 663 and encodes 220 amino acids. Lineage: Eukaryota; Fungi; Ascomycota; Pichiomycetes; Serinales; Debaryomycetaceae. The record is from RefSeq and is a predicted model, not a curated record. The transcript has a single exon.